AUGAAUAUCAGUGCUGUUGCGGAUAUGAGUUCAGGCAUGCCGACGCAGUCGUCGGAUCCACCAUUGAAGAAAUCCAAGAUUGAAACCCACACUGCCAAAGCAUACUUGCUUUACACUUGUCGUCAUUCUUAUGGAUAUAAGUUGUAUGCCCUAGAUCCUCGUGCUCUUGGUAAUUGGAAUGGUAAUCCUGAGGAGAAGAUAGAAACUUUACAACCUGUUCUCGAUUUGCCUGGCCUCAAGUAUCCGAUGAGAAUGGAUGCUUUUGCGGUGGGAUCUACGUUGUAUAUGAUUGGGGGGAAAAUUCCACUUGAAAACAAGGAUAUGGAUAAGCCAUUUUUGCGUUCUCGCCUGUCUCCAAGUGUUUAUAUGUGCGAUACCACCGCCUUACCCUUAAAAGUGGUGGAGGGACCUCACAUGAAAGGGGGGAAAGCUGUGCCAUUUGUGAUUCCUGUUGAUAACCUGAUUUAUGUCAUUUCUGACGUGCCUCCAAGAUGGACAACCUUUUAUGCUGACGGGGAUGAAACUGUAUUAUUUGAGGUUUUCGACCCAAAUGAGGGAAGCUGGUCCUCCUUGCCACGCCCUCCAUUCUAUCCCCGCCCUGAUCACUGUGACCUGGAGCCAGGUGUAUUUUUUUUGAUUUUAGUACUUGCAGAAUUGUUAACUAUGCGGUUGUUGACUCCAGGAUCUUUUUUUGCAUCCAUAAUAAAACCCGCAUGUACGCAUUCCAUGUAGAUGAUCACAAAUGGGAGACUUUUGACCUCCUUCCAAGAGAAAACCUUUUUCCCUUCGAUGGUCUUGCCAUUUCGAUAUCUGACUCUACCUGGAUAUCUGUUGGUUCUGGUGACUCAAACUCCCCUUUAACAACUUACAAUCUUGCUUCAAACCAGGGAUUGGUCCGCAGGGCAGUUGAAGGUCUUUCGUCGAUUGUACCUUGUAGACCAUUUUUGGAUUUUUAUUCUGAUUACCGUUUGAUUGACUUUAAGAGUGGCUGGUUUUGUCUUCUCAUAUGUGGGAUGGUCAUGGAUUACUUCUCGGAGGUGGAUCCACAUCCACAUGCUUUGGUUAGUGUUUUUCGCCUUGUCAAAAAGCACAUGGAUGAGGUCUAUUUACAUGAAGUAAAGCCCUGGGUGUCUCACAGGAAGUUAGACCCAAAAGCAAUUAAGGCCGCAGGCCUGCCCAUGCCCUAUUUACACGAUUUCUAUGAUGUGUUCUCGGUUGACAUGAGGGUUGGAUCAGCAAAAGACCAUUUUGAUCCUUAAAAACGCAUUGGAGAAGUUCAAGUAUUUGAUGCUGAGGACCUGCAUGGCUCUCUAUUUGCUGUUGGGAAUGACAAAUUCACCAAGAUGCCUUAUUUAAUUGCUGCCUUCCUUGUGUAUGAGAGGAUGGCUAAUUUGCUGGUGAUCAUAGUUGAUGGACUGUGGUUCUGUUUUGAGUUGCUGGGAUUUGCAAGAGAUGCGGUUUUCCACCAUUUUGUCGGUACAAGUUCUUGUUUUGCAAUGAACUUGUCUUGCGCAAUACUGUACUUUUCAAUUUAUUUUCCAAGUGCAUUAGUUUUUAUAAAAGUGUGAGUAGUUUAUUCAAGCGUAUUAUAUAAACACAAUUUGUGUUGGUUAAUAAAG
Ilex paraguariensis (yerba mate) is the source of this 1619-nucleotide messenger RNA. NCBI's taxonomy places the organism in Eukaryota, Viridiplantae, Streptophyta, Magnoliopsida, Aquifoliales, Aquifoliaceae. The record is from the annotation of a GenBank genome assembly.